Funneliformis geosporum is the source of this 549-nucleotide messenger RNA. Lineage: Eukaryota; Fungi; Glomeromycota; Glomeromycetes; Glomerales; Glomeraceae. The record is from the annotation of a GenBank genome assembly.
AUGGCUAGAAAAUCUAGAAAUAAUCGUUGUAAGACUGCUGGUAAAUUUACUACUAACCCCACACAGUAUUUGCCAUUAUGCAAUUCGACCAAGUAUGAUCACAUAUAUGAUAGGGCAACUGGCCUUAUCACUGUCAAGAAUAUAAGACAGGAUAGGAUUGUAGGCGUGUUCGAUUAUCCUGAACUCAUAGGAUUUAGUAAUAGAGCAUUAGAACUGAUAGCGGGUUCAUACCCAAAUCUGAAGUAUCUCAAUCUGUGUGAUGAUCAGUCAGGUGACUUUAGGAGCUUUCGUGCUCGAGAAGUGGAUGAUGGAGGUUUAUGGAGAAUCGCAAAGUCAUGCCAUAAAUUAGAAUAUUUAAAUAUUGCCUAUUGCACAGAGAUUACUAAACAUUCAAUUUGCGGUAUUAUUCGUUUCUCUCCAAUGCUCCAGCAUCUUGACAUUACCUUUUGUAAAAUUAUUUCUGAUAUGACUAUCGAAGAAAUUGCUAGAUUAUGUCCCAAUUUAAAAUAUCUUAAUUUAGAAGGGUGUUAUAAUAUUAGCAAAAAAGCC